AAUGAUUACUCAGUUUCUCACUGUAUUCUCGAAAAUGGCCGCCUCUGGUGGAUCUAUAGAAUGGUCUACUAAUGUUAAACCUAUUUUAACAGCACUUUAUGGACCCUUUUUCGACAAAAACGAUGCAGUAGAAAUAAUACAAGCUAUUAUAAAAAGUGAAAAUGAAUUUCAGAAGCAUGAAGAAGCAUACGACUUGUUUUACACAUGUUUUGCUUGCCUCUCAGCUCAUUUUAUCAGCAUUAAUGCCAAUAACAUACCUCCAGAUCAGUUAAGCACAGCUCAAGAUGCUUUUCGGAUUAUCCUUCAACAAAUCCUCAAGAAAUUGUCUGAAGCUGGGCAGAGCCAGGAAGAUACUUCUAAUACGCUUAGCCCCAAUGUGUCUGUCAAGCAGCUGCUAUUGCCAAUUGUGGCCUUAUGUGGUAUUGACAGCAACGGUUAUCCCCCUUCGGAUCUUGUUAUUUUGCUUGCACUUCUUAAGACGGCUAAGCUACCACCUCAUGGAAACACAAAUGAAAAUCAAACAACAAAGUCUGCAAUAUCAAGUCCCAUAACAUCUCUCGCAUCAAACACAUCUACAUCUGAGAAGCAACCGCCAACAAAUGCUCAAAGGCGAUCUGAUGCACUGCUGGAACGGCUGACUAUGCCACUUCGCAGUCAAGUAUCAAAUGUAUUGCCUCCAGCUCCAUCUGCCAUCGGAGUCAUGUCACCGGCAAGCAAAGACAGUAUUGAGUGUGCUAAGGAUGGAAAUGCUCAACUGUCUUCCAUUGACAUAAAAAAGUGGGUGGCAUCUACGUGCGCUUCGCUUCUGAUGGAGCUGCGAGCGGGAUCCACAAUAUUGGCCAUCUGUUCAACGCUACCUUGCCUGCAGCGAUACUUGAACCGCUGGCAAACUGCCAAGGAAUCCGAUUCGGCACCGUCGUUCCAUUCGGAUGCCGCGCUGCUGUACUUCCUGGUGAACGAGGUGGAGGUGUGUCGCCUGGCGCUGUCCCUGCCUUGUCUGGAGCCCUUCAGUCCGGAGCGAAUCGUCACUCUCAGUGACGUCAGCGCCUCUUGGCUCCUCUGCGCUACCGCACAGGCCACCCUCCACCAGAAGGACGAAGAGGGCGAGGCGCAGACGGCGACGAUCGUGGAGACCGCGCUCAACCUCUACAGCACCGUGGGAGACAUCUUCAAGCAGUCCACGCGUGCCGGAGGAUACGUGUACCAAAAUCACUUGAUGAUCGGGGCGUGGGUGCUCGUCUGCGGUCUGCACCACGCGCUGGGAGGCGCGCCGGGACCCACCCCGCCGGGCAAGAGUCCCGCCAAAACGCCUCUCAGACCCUACAAUUUGACCAAGAUGCAGCAGAGCCUGGGCGUGGUGUGGGUGGCGCUGGGCGGACGCUGUCUCUCGUGGCUCGGCGACCUGCUGUCCGACGCCCGCCUCGAGGCGCUGAGCUCGAGCUCGGACGGCCCCGCGAGCACCCCGGCCUCGCUCCACAUCUCGACCCACCACUCGGCGCAUCAGAGGGAGCUGAGGCUGGCCCUCGCCGCUCCUCUGCACCAGUUGUUGGUGACCCUCGGCGUAGUGUGCUACCGCAAGGCGACGAACCUCAAGCGCGCCGUGGUGCCGAAGGACCGGGACGCCGAAGCCGACCGCUCCGAGGGCGCCGCCUUCUUCAGGGACAUGCGACUCUGCUCGGAGGACUCCGAGACCGACGACGAUGACAGCGAACCGCUGUUCGGCCUCUGGUUCGAGUCGACGCUGGUGGCGCCCGACGCCGACGACGACGGGCUGACCCGCCUCGGCGCCGCCGCAGUCGCCUCGGCGGCGCCCGACUCGGCCGAGCGGGGCAUCGUGCCCGACAAGGCCGAGCCGUACUCGUACAUAUCGCUCGCGACCGACGUGUUCACCCUCUUGACCGACGGGAUAGUCGGCGGCGGCUUCGAGCGCCUCGGCCGCUACGCUCUGCAGCUGCACGAGGCCCACCACGCCCUGUUGGCGGCGUUGGCUCGAGACCUGGACAGGGAGAGCGCCAGGACCGACACGGGAACGAUCUCGCCGUGUUUCGGCGCCCGACUGGGCGCUCUCUACUCGUCGUUCAGCUCGGCGCUGGUGCGAUACCUGCACGCCCUGAGCGGUUCCCCGACUUUCGCCGCGCUGAGGCCGUCGCUGCAGCAGCAACUCGCGUCCGCGGAGCGACCCAACACCGUUCCAUUGCAGGUCGGGCCGCGCGUGGUGAAGCUACUCGGCGGCAUGGUGCUGAGCAAGCCGGCUUCGGAGAGAGAGAACAGUAUCCUGGUGAUGUGGCACAACCUCAUCAAUACCCUGCAAGAGUACGCCCUGCAGCCGCUGCCCUCGCAGGACCACGACUACGAAGAUCUCAACGUCGAACACGCUCAGCUCAUGGUGUACUUGUUUCACUCGUUGACGCUGAUGCAGAAGAAGUCCGUUCUGCUCUCCACCGCCAACGCCAUCAUUAAGGUGGUGGAAACGCUGGGCAUAAACGAAAGACAGCGCGCGACGACCCUGGCUCCGCACCGGCUGACGCUCUCGACCAGGCUGAUGCUGCUUCUGGAGUACCUCAUGAAACAUUUGUACGACGCCCCGCAGACACUGCUGCAGCAGAUCGAGUGGAACCUCGUAGUCGCCACCGGCCUGGCCCGGCCAUCGGCGGAGACGUCUCUCGGCGAAGUCGGAACCGGCUCCGACGCCGGCCCGCCGAAGACGCGCAUCUACUGCGAAGUGCCCUUCGUCGAGCAGACCUACCGGAGGCUGUCGCAGGACGAGACCUCGAUGAGACCCAAGUUCUACGCGCUGACCGACACCAAAGUCAACAACCAGGAGAAUCCGAAGUUCGACGGUCUGGCCUGCAAUUUCGUGCUCGGCACGCCGCACAAGCUGAAGUAUCCGGUGCUGGUGGACGCCCUCCUGGCCCUGCUCAACUGCGCCUGCGUCUGCGACGGUCGGAGCAAUCGCACCUCGGUGGCCGCCCGCGCCGCGGCGCACUACUGCUUCCAGACCGCCUGGAGGCUCGUGACGAGCAUGCCCCCGGCAACUCCGCACAUGGACAAACUGCAGGCCGGGACGGCGGCCGACCUGCCUUCGCCUCUGCCGCUGUACGCGCUGGUGUGGGCUCCCCGCGCCGACGCCAAGAAGGCGUUCAACCCCUGGCUCAAGGACGCGCUCGUCAAACAGGGCAUGUACACGCAGUACGCCGAAAACCUUCUGGCCGGAGUGAGCUCGUCGUGCGACAACAUCAAAUACUCGGCCUGGCUGGCCUCGGAGACCGUUAAGCACCUGAAGGAGAACCUCCGAGACGGCCUGCCGGCUCUCCUCGACGUGAUGUCUUGCGAUGCGGCGUUGAUGCGGCUCAAGAUGUGCCUGGUGGAAACUUCCUCCCCGCCCGAGGCGCACCCCUUCGUGCCGCAUCUGCUGCGGCUGCUGGAGACCGUCCUGGCGUGUCGCAGGUCGUGCGCGAGCCCCGAAGGCGGCGGCUCCGCGGGGCCGGCGACGGAGGUGGUGCUGAGCGUGUGCGGCGGCGUCCCGAGCGCGGGCGCCGCGUCUCCGCCCCGACUGGGGCCGGCGCUGAAGGCGCUGCUGCCGAGCGACGUGGCCGCGCUGCUCGACUCCCGCUCCGUGGAUCCGGCUUCGUCGGUCGCGCCGUCCGAGAGCGCCGUGCUCGAGCUGGUCUCCGCGCACUGCGAGCUGAUGAGCGACAGGCUCGAGUACGGCAUCGGGACGUCUCUGACGAUGCUGGCUCGCUCGGCCGCCAGACUCCUGGAGAUCGGCGCCGCCGAGAUCGCCGACAGCCUGGAGUUGACGAGGAAGACGCUGGCGCUCAUCGUCCCGGCUCUGACCGACGGACGCCUCGAGUUCCUAGCGGAGCCGUUGACGGCCACCCUCAACUCGAUCGUGCCUCAGGCCGUCAAGGCGGAGGAGAUCAUACACGAGCACAUUCUGCGAACCACGUACCCCGCGCUCUGCGACUACAGCCCCUCCGCGGAGGGGAUGCUCGAGCACAUCGUGAGGUAUUGGGAGAAGAUCCUGGAUCGGCAGGCCGGUCGCGCCGCUUACGAGGCGGUGUUCGUCGAAGGAGACGGCGAGUUCGUGCUGGGGAGAAUCCUUCUGUCGGCGCCCAGCACCAGCAAUCCUUUCACCGAUCGCGUCGUCAAGCUGUUCACUAAAAUAUUUGCCAGCUGCGAAUCAGAAGACGUGAGCCAAAGCCUGUGCGUCGGAGUGUGCAAGUUCAUCGGCGUCGCCGACCGACAGACCUUGUUCGACCUUCUCGGCCACAUCUGCAUUUACGGACCGUCCCUCGCGACUGCCGGCACGGCGAACGGCAGUCCCACCGAGACGGAACUCCCUACUCCGACGUGCUCCGCUCCCGAAGGCCAUCCCGCCUCGCUCGCCCUGCGCAACGCCAUCCGCUGCGUGCUCUUCCGCACCGAUGGCGAAGUCGCCCCGCGCCCGGACGCCCGCAACGAGCGCGACCUGCCCGUCUUCGACAAUCCUGUCGCGGCGACUCCGGCUCCGGGGGCUCAAUCGGAGACAAACGCCCAACAAUCUGGAAAUUCAGAGACGUGCAGCUGGUCGGACUGCAGCAAGGACAGCGCCGGGGCAACCGGGGGGGGCGCGGCGGCGUCCCGCGUCGAGGCGAGUUCGCCCGUGGGUGAGGGCGCCCACGCCGCCCUUCUAACGGCUCUCUGCAAGCACGUCGUACUGCACUGCGAAGAGGAGGCGAGCGAGCGCCUGCUGGUGACUCUGAUCGAAGUCAGCGGCGAGGGCUGUCCUCCUCCGCUGCUUCGAGAGAUGUGCCGUCUCGCGGACUCGCACUCGGGCACGCUGCACGAGCUACUCUUUCCGGCCGCGCUGGCGUGGCUCUCCUCCUGCGUCGAAAGUCUCGGCAGCCCCGAGGUGCUGGAGAAGUUAGAGGAGGGCACGAUCGACAACGACAAGACGACGCAGCAGAUAGAGUCCGCGUGUACGUUGCUGUCGUACUUGGGUGACGCCUUGCACGCCAUCGGCGCCCCGCCCUCGCACGCGUGGCGAUCGGUCAGCCCGACGUGGGAAUCUCCUUCCGACCUCGGCUUCGACUUGGACUACGCCGACGAACAACAGGACGAUGACGACACGAGCGCCGACGAUUCCGACGAGGACGCCGUGCUGACCAACAAGCUGUGCACCUUCACGAUAACGCAACGCGAGUUCAUGAACCAGCACUGGUACCACUGCCACACGUGCAAGAUGGUGGACGGCGUCGGAGUGUGCACGGUCUGCGCGAGGGUGUGCCACCGCGGUCACGACAUCUCCUACGCCAAGUUCGGAAACUUCUUCUGCGACUGCGGAGCCAAGCCGGACUUCAGCUGCCAAGCCCUGGUGAAGCGCGAGAAAUCUUCGGGCGGCGGCCGAACGGCCGAGGAGGCGCCCCCGGCGCCGUCCCUGCGCCGUCGCCCAUCCAGCCCAACGCCCGCCGCCCUGCUGUCCCCGCCGAGGAGGCCCGUGCUGGCUCAUAACAUUCAGGGUUGCCGAAGCUUCCUGGCGAGCUACGGAAAGUGGGAGUGGUGCCUCGAGCGCGUGCGCACGCUGCUGUGCGCGCUGGCGGGCCCCGUGCGCGCUGCGUGCGAGCGAACGGCCGCGGUCGGAGCGCACGGCCGGGCGCAGAGGGCGCUGGCGCAACUCCACCUGGGCGAGAAGAAGUUCUCGCACACGGACUCGCUAAUGCUGCCCACCCUAGGUUCUCAAGAAGGCGCCUUCGAAAACGUGCGAAUGUCGUACACGGGAGAGAACGGUCAGACCAUCAGGCAGCUGAUAUCGGCGCACAAGCUGCGUCGCGUGGCCAUGUGCUGUUUGGCUUCGCCGCAGGGCCGAAGGCAGCACCUGGCCGUUUCGCACGAGAAAGGCAAAAUAACGGUGCUCCAGCUGUCGGCCCUCCUGAAGCAGGCGGACUCGUCGAAGCACCGGCUGACCCUGACGCGGCUGUCUUCGGCCCCGAUCCCGUUCACCGUGCUCAGCCUGAGCGGGAACGCGGCCAACGAGGACCUCUUGGCCGUGUGCGGACUCAAAGAGUGCCACGUGCUCACCUUCAACUCUGGCGGAGCCGUGGCGGAUCAUCUGGUCCUGACGACCGACCUGGAGGCGAACAACUACAUAAUUAAAGCCAUCUGGCUGCCGGGCUCCCAGACGCAGCUCGCGCUCGUCACUUCGAACUUCGUCAAGAUAUUCGAUCUCAGCAAGGACCUCGACAGUCCCACGCAUUACUUCCUCGUGCCCAGCGGAAAGGUCCGCGACGUGACGUUCGUGAACCAAGAGGGCGUGAUGAACAUGCUCUGCAUGAGCUCGGCGGGUCACAUCUACUGGCAGCCGCUGAGUGAAGAGUCUCUGGCGACACUCGGCACUUUCUACGUCACCAACACCUUGGAAGUGUUGCACCCGGAGAUACAGGACGUCGCGGGACUGGUGGGCGGAGGUGGAGUUUCUAUUUACUACUCGCACACUCUGAAGAUGCUCUUCUUCUCGUACGCUCAGGGCAAGAGCUUCCUCGCCCCGCUCAACUCGGUCGAAGAGAGCGUCAAAGGCACCGCCAUGAUCACCGUCUACGGCGGAGGGGGUGGCCCCAAAGAGGGCGGGCGCGGCAAGGGCGGCGCGCAGUCUCUGCUGCAGUGGGCCGAAGUGCCCGGACAUCCGGGCCUGCUAACGGCUCUCAUGCAGGCCUCCAACAACCCCGUCGUGCUCAUGCUCACGCCGUCCGGCAUUCACGUGCAAGAGAUCAAGGUGGUGCCGGCCAAGGCGAAGAUCACCGACAUGGUGGCCGUGCGGCACUGGUGCGGCGCCGGCGAGCAGAAGAGCACGUUGAUUCUCCUGUGCGAGGACGGUAGCCUGCGCAUGUACGCCGCCGAUCCCGCCCGGACGGGCUUCUGGCUCUCCGGCGCCGUGCAGCCCGUGCACGCGCCGCGCAGACGCGCCCGCCCCGCGAGGCCCUCGCACGCACACGCCGUGCCCCGAAAACAGCACCAGCCGACGCCGAAGACGAGCGACGGAGCUCCCCAGUUCCCGAUAGACUUCUUCGAGCACUGCCACGAGAUGAGGGACGCCGAGUUCGGCGGCAACGACCUCCUGCAGGUCUACAACACGGCGCAGAUCAAGCAUCGGCUGAACACCACCGGCCUCUACGUCGUGUCGACCAAGAUGAGCGGCUUCACAAUGGAAGUCACCAACUCCGACCCGAACUCGGUCAUCUGCGGAAUUCGGGUCUUGCUCGGCAGCCAGGACGUCGCCAGGACGCCGACUUACGUCGAAAUCUACGGGAGAGCAGUCCCGACUAUGGUGGUUCGCAAUCGAUGGUUCGACGUUCCUCUCUCGAGAGAGGAGUCGCUGCAGUCCGACAAAAAGCUCUGCAUCGUCUUCGGGCCCUCGCAAGAUCCGGACGGCGUCACCAUGGUGGAUUCCGUCAAGAUCUACGGAAAGAACAAGGAGCAGUUCGGUUGGCCGGAGGAGAACGAAGACCCGGCCGCCUGUCAGUCUUCCGGCAGAGUGCCUCAGGAAGCCGAGGGCGCGACGGGCGGCGGCGACGGGCCCGGUGCCGUGGAGCGUCUGGCGUGCUCGGCUCUGGAGGCGCUGGAGCUGAGCGCCGGCGCGGCCGUCCGCUCGGGCGCCGCGGCGGGGGCCGACGCCGCCGCGGACGCCGCCGAGAGCCUGCUGUGCGUGCCCGCCUCGCCGACGCUGCACGCGAGAGCCCAGUGCCUCCUCCGCGCCGUCUACCAGGGCGACUAUCAUCAGCGCAAGGACCGGGCCGUCCUGCGGUACGUGUGCGCCUCCCUGCGGGAGCUGCGCGACGCGACGGACGCCCGCAACGUGGACCCCGAGGCGUACUUCCGCCUCGUGCUGCUCGCCCGCUCCGUGGCCGUCGCGCGUCCGCACAACUUGGUCCGAUUCACGCCUCCGACGCCCGGGAAGCCCGCCGACGGCGACUGGUCCGCCCUGUGGAAGGCAGACGGGUCGGGCGACGAGCCGCACGCGUGCGCUUUGCUCGUGAGCGUGCUCUGGAAGUUGGCGGCCUGCAGGAGCCAGGCGCGAGGCCCCCCCGGCAUCCUGUCUUACGGCCUCAGGCACACCGAGCACACGCUGCACGCCCUGGCCGACAUCAUACACGCCUUCCAACUCAACUCCGACCCGGAGUGUGUCGAAUUCGGCAAUCAAAUCUAUCUGUCGCUCCUCCUCGCCGAAGACCAGAACAUCAGCUUCGGCGCGAAGGCGGCUCUCGUGCGAGUGCUGCGACCUCGGGUGAAGAGGCGACGCGUCUACAUUCCGUCUCCGCCGAACACACCGGGAGCCGGCUCGUCGACGAACGCGGGUCGCGCGAGCGGCUCGGCGUCCGAGGUCGCGGCUUCGGAGCCCGAACUCGGCGCUCGGCGGGAACCUCGAUACGUGGACGUCGACGACUCGCUCGAACCGAUGGUGCUGCUCGCGCCCGACGGAGGUCUCGAGGCGCUGCUCGACAUUCCGGCCGAUGCGGACGACGAGACAAUGGUGGAGCUGGCCAUCGCGCUGUCGCUGCAAGAGCAGGAACAGCCGCGGAGACAGCAGCCGCACACGCCCACGGCGCCGCCGCCGCCGGCGCCCGGCUUCAGCGACGCCAAUGCCUCGCCAAACGGCUCGGACGACGAAGGCAGCACUGCGGCGACGGACGGCAGCACCCUGCGGACGUCGCCGGCCGAGGCCGCGGGGUCGGCCGGCGAGGAGAGCGGCGGUUCCGGCGCCGACAGCAUCGGUGGAGUUUCCGGCCGCAGCAGCGUCUACGCCGGGCCUUCGACUUCGUCGUCGCAGCCGGUGGCGUCCUCGUCCCGCGGCCUCGAAGCGGAGAGCGAGACGCGCAAACUCCACGCGCUGCGCCUGUCUCUGCUGUCCGCCGCGCUGGAUGCUCUGCCGUCCCUCAGGAACUUACCUGGAGUCAGAGCCAUUCCGUUUGUGCAAGUGGUGCUGAUGCUAGCCGGUGACUUGGAUUCCAGCGUCGAAGGUGACAGAGCGCUCCUGGAUCUCCUGCUGGAGGUUCUGAUCGGCGAGCUGGACAUUCAGAGCGAGGAGCCCUCCGUCGAAGAUCGAGAUGCGAGACGAGAUUUCCAGUUGGCCAUCGCCAGGUUGGAGACACUGGUCUCGGAACCGGACACCGCGGACGAAAGCACCCCGCCCGUCUACGAGAGGACCAAUCGCAGAGAGCUGCAGCUCGUCAUCAUGAGACUGUUGAGCGUGCUCAUGAGCCGCUGGAAGACGUGCGGGUCCCGCGAGCACGCGCUGAGCACGUCGUGCGCGGCGCACGUGUCGCGAUUGGCCGCGGCCGCCUUCGUGCGCGCCGGCGCCCCCGGCCACUGCUACGGCGUGCUGGCUGCGCUGCUGCCCUACUGGCGGCAGAAGAGCAACAGCAACGCGGCCGCCACGACUCCUACGCGACAGCUUCUCAAACCUCAACCGCCGCAGCCGCUGCCCGACAUGCAGCCGUUCUUCGUCAAGGAGUACGUCAAGAGUCACGUCCUGGACGUAUUCGAUAACUACCCGCAGCUUUUGAUGGAAAUGGCGGUUCGUCUUCCGUACCAGAUCCACAAGCACUGCGAUCCCUCGCAUUUCGAUUCCCGAUGGCGCACUCUUCUCUGCGAGUACAUGAUGAAUCCUCAGACGCCCCUCAGGAAACAAGUACGCAAGCUCCUGCUGCUCCUGUGCGACACUCGGGAACGCUAUCGUCAGAUUCGCGACGUGCACGCCCUCGACACGCACUUGAACGCCGCGCGGGCGCUGCUGGCCACGGACCCGGCCUACGACAAGCUCGUUCGGCUCAUGGAGCAUCUCAAGGCGUGCGUGGAGAUCGUGACCCCUCGCACGGGCAACUGGCAGCACGCGUGCCGCUCGGAGCGGCGCGAGACCCUGCCGUGGCUGCUGGGUGCCGCCAGACGCCUGCACCCGCACGUGGCGCCCACGGUGCUACAGCUGCUGCAGGCGGCUCUGUGCCCGCCCGGCGCUCAGCCCGCUGCCCAACCGACCCAGGCCGGCGCCAAAGAUGCCAAGGCGCAGCCCGAGUGGCCUAAGCGCGAGCGCAGCGCCGACAGCGACGGCUACGUGUCGGACGCCUCCAAGUUUCAAGAGCAGAGAGUGCCCGACCUCGUGGCCCAGAUACACAAACAGGUGUCUCAAGAAGAAUUGAAACUGUUCGUGAAGGCCUUCCUUCUGGAGACGAAUUCGACUGCGGUUCGGUGGCAAGCGCACGCGUUGCUGUUGGCCAUUUACAACAACUCCUCUCCGAAUAAACAAGCAUCUCUGGUGGCGCUGCUCUGGAGUCUGUGGCCCACGCUGCCGCAGUACGGACGCAAAGCGGCGCAGUUCGUCGACCUGCUCGGCUACUUCACGCUGAAGACGUCGAAGGUCGACAGCUCGGUGAGUGGAGGGUUUACUCACUGUGCGACGGGAUGGCUUUUUCCGUUUUCGUCAACUAAAAUGCGACUCGUACAGGAGUACAUCGGCAGCGCGGUGGACCUCCUGCGCAACCAGAACCGUCUGUUGACGUCCCACGGGAACUCGGCUCUGUACGCGUCUCUGGGAGCGUACGUGGAGCUCGAGGGCUACUACCUGGAGUCGGAGCCCUGUCUCGUGUGCAACAACCCGGAAGUGCCCAUGGCCACCAUCAAGCUGCCCACGAUAAAGAUCGACUCCAAGUUCACGACGACGACGCAGAUCGUGAAGCUCGUGAGCAGCCACACGAUCAGCCGCAUCAGCCUGCGCGUCGGAGACAUCAAGCGGAGCAAGAUGGUGCGCGGCAUCAACUUCUACUACAACAACCGCACCGUGCAGGCCGUGCAAGAGCUGAAGAACAAACCUGGCAUGUGGCACAAGGCCAAGCGCGUCCAGUUGCAAUCCGGACAGACCGAAGUGCGGGUGGAUUUCCCGCUGCCGAUAGUCGCCUGCAACCUCAUGAUGGAGUACGCCGACUUCUACGAGAACCAGCAGGCCACCGGUGAAUCUCUUCAGUGUCCUCGCUGCUCGCAGUCGGUGCCCGCCAAUCCCGGGGUUUGCGCCAAUUGUGGCGAAAACGUCUUCCAAUGUCACAAGUGCCGGGCAAUAAACUAUGACGAGAAAGAUCCGUUCUUGUGUCACGCGUGCGGCUUCUGCAAGUACGCCAAGUUCGACUACACUCUGAUCGCGAGACCCUGCUGCGUCGUCGAUUCCAUCGAGAACGAUGAGGAGCGGAAGAAGACCGUGCAGACAAUCGGCACUCUGUUGGACAAGGCCGACCGCGUCUACCGCCAGCUGAUCGCCAACAAGCCCCAAUUGGAGUCGCUGGUGCACAAGAUAAGCGAGCACCGCGUGGACGGUCGGCCGGACGAGAACAGCAAUACGGCGACCGCGGCCCUGGGAGGGGGUCAGGUCAACCGCGUCAUCCAGGCGCUCGCGCACAAGUACUGCGUCGAGAGCAAGGGGCACUUCGAGGACCUCUCCAAGAUCAUCCAGAAGGUGCUGGCCUGCAGGAAAGAAUUGGUCGCGUACGACAAAGCUCAGAGCGAACGGCAAAACGGCGAGGCGUCGCCCGCGUACUCCGUGCUCGCGCAGAACUACGACGGCGACCUCGCCAAGGGUAAGCCAUCGCUCGAUUCGCGCCAGAGUUCGCACGUCAGUCGUCUGACGCCGUCCCCGUUCGCAGAGAGCGGCGGCUCGUGCUACGGGUGCUCGCUGUGUACGGCGGAGCACUGCCUGACCCUGCUGCGGGCGCUGGCGUCGCAGCCUGACAAGAGAGCCGCCCUGUGCGGCGCCGGCCUCGUGCACGAGCUCGUGCAUCACAAUCUGCACCGCGGCACGCCGCAGAGCCAGGAAGAGGUGCGCGCCUUGAUCUGCCUGGUGACGCGUGACAACUUGGCGGCGACGGAACGCCUGUGCACUCUGCUGACGCAGCGCAUCACUCUGUCGCUCGUGGGACACGCCGCCUCGCAGGACCACAACAACUCCGUGCGGCCUCUGGUUCUCCUCCUGGGAUCGCUGGUCAAGGUCCAGGACUCGAUCGAAUGUUGGGAGGUGAGGCUCCGAUGCGUCGUGAAGCUGUGGGUCUGGUGCUGCCCGAAAGUGAGCGAAGUGGCAGGGAUCCCGCCGGCCGCCCACUACAUCCUCAAGGACGAGGCGUUGGCCGACAUGCCCGGCAUCAACACCUGCUCGCCCAACUCUCACCAAUUCGCCCUCCAACAAGUGGCCCUGCCUUGCCUCCGCUACAUGCAAGAGCUGAUGGCUCCACUCGUCGCCACGCCGUCUCCCGCCCCGUCCGCCCUCUCAGCCGCGGCCACUGCGACCACCGCGACGGACGACCUAGUCGAGGAAGUCAAGGAGGGAGACGAGCCGCAUAAUCGGACGGGCGACCUCGUCGUCGACCUGGCGGCGUGGCUGGCCGGCCGAGUGUCGCAGAAGGAGUGGCGUAGCCUGGCCGCCCCGGAAGCCGCGCCGCCCGCCGACUGCGAGCUUCCGCCGAGGGACCUGCGCCUGGCGCGCGAGUCCGUCGGCCGUUGGAGGCGCCGGGUGCUGCUCGGCCGCGGCAUGCGGCGUGUCAGCCUAUCGGACGGUGGCUGGCUGCGCCCCGUCAUGUUCGACCCCAGCUCCCGCAUCGCGAGAGACACCGCCUGCCGAGUCGUCGCCUCGCUCUGCGACUCCUACGAGCGGACCAAGGCGGUGCUGAUCCUGUUGACGAGCUUCCUGCCCGAAGUGGGUGCGGCGGGGGAGGCGAGCGAGCAGUUCCUUCAGCUGUAUCAGCGUCUAGCCGCGAAGAGCCCGUGGAAGCAGUUCCUGGCGCUGCGGGGCGUGCUGCAGCAGAUAGCGGAUCUCAUGACUGACGAGAUCGAGCAGCUGCACCGCCUCGAGGAGACCACGCUCACCUCGGACCUCGCUCAAGGAUACGCUCUUCAACGUCUCACGGAGUUGUUGGCGAUGUUCCUGGAGGAGCCGGGGGCUCGGAGGGCGUACAAAGGCCGGCUGGUGGGAGCCGUCCUCGGGGGCUACCUCUCUCUGCGUAGGCUGGUGGUGCAGAGGACGCGCCUCACGGACGACACGCAGGAGAAGCUGCUGGAGCUCCUCGAGGAGAUGACCACCGGCACCGAAGCGGAGACGGCCGAGUUCAUGGCGGUGUGCAUAGAGACCGUGCAGAAGUACCCGCUGCACGAUUACCGCACUCCGGUGUUCAUCUUCGAACGGCUCUGCUCCAUCAUCUACCCGGAAGAAAACGACGUCGGCGAAUUCUUCCUCACUCUGGAGAAGGAUCCGCAGCAGGAGGACUUCUUGCAGGGCCGCAUGUUGGGCAACCCGUAUUCGUCGGCGGAGCCGGGCAUGGGCCCUCUGAUGCGCGAUGUCAAAAACAAAAUCUGCACGGACUGCGAGCUCGUGGCUCUGCUAGAAGAUGACAACGGCAUGGAGUUGCUCGUCUGCAACAAGAUCAUGUCCCUGGACCUGCCCGUCAAGGAUGUCUUCAAGAAGGUGUGGUGCACCCUGGGAGAGAGUCUGGAAGCGAUGCGCGUCGUGUACCGUAUGAGAGGCCUUCUCGGAGACGCCACCGAAGAGUUCGUGGAGACGCUCAGCCAGACCAACGCCGAAGCCGUCGACGACGAGCAGACGUACCGCAUGGCCAACGUGCUGGCGGACUGCGGCGGCCUGGAGGCGAUGCUGCGGCGCUUGGCGGCGAUCCAGCGAGUGGGCGGCGCGCGAGCCCUCGUGUCGACCCUGCUGCGCCUGCUGAGUCUGUGUGUGCGUGUGCGCCGUUGCGUGCGCGUGCUGACGAGCACCGAAACGCGCGCUCUGCCCGUCCUCUUGCACGCGCUCACGCUCGCCGCCGCCGAGGAGAAGGACAUGCCCAGGGCGGAGCUCGUGCAUCAACUGCUCGAGAUAAUGGAGCGCAUACUCACGGUGGCAGCCAGCGAGAGCUUGGAGUCGUUCCUGCAGUUCUCGCUCACGUUCGGUGGACCGGAACACGUGCAGGCCCUGCUCAACUGUACAGAACUGACAGCGAUCCGCAACAAUUCCGUGUCUCUCGGCCACCUGAUGCGCGUUCUGGCCGCGCUGGUCUACGGCAACGACCUGAAGAUGGCGAUGCUGGUGGAGCACUUCAAGCCGGCGCUGGAGUUCGAGCGCCUCGACGCCGAACAGUGGGGCGAGCGCGAGUUCCGCAUCGAGCUGUUCUGCGCGCUCUGCGCCAACAUCGAGAGGAACAGCGUCGGAGGCACGCUCAAAGACUACCUGAUCUCGCUCGGCGUCGUCCGCGACGCCUUGGACUACAUCGUGAGACACGCGCCGUGCGUGAAGCCGACGCUGGUCUGCACCGACUCGGACGAGCUGAAGGAGUUCAUAAGUCGACCGGCUCUGAAGUUCAUCCUGCGAUUCCUCACGGGCCUGGCCUCCGACCACGAACCGACUCAGAUGCUGGUGUGCGAGAAGGCGAUCCCGAUAGUGCACCGGCUCGAGCAGGUGUCCUCCGGGGAACACGUGGGCUCCCUGGCCGAAAACCUCCUCGAGGCGCUCCGGUCGCAGCCGCAGUGCGCCGACAGGGUGCGGCAAGUGCGGGAGUUCACCAGACAGGAGAAGAAGCGCCUCGCGAUGGCCGUGCGCGAGCGGCAGCUGGGGGCGCUGGGCAUGCGCAGCAACGAGCGAGGCCAGGUGACGGCGCAGUGCUCGCUCACGCAGCAGGUGGCCGACCUGGCCGAGGAGGCGGGCGCCGUGUGCUGCAUUUGCCGCGAGGGAUACAAGUACCAGCCCACGAAGGUGCUGGGCGUCUACACCUACACGAAGCGCUGCCCCGUGGAGGAGGCCGAGGCGCGCGCGCGCAAGACCCUCGGCUUCACGACGGUCUCGCACUACAACAUCGUCCACGUCGAGUGCCACAUGGCCGCCGUGAGGCUGCAGCGGGCCAGGGACGAGUGGGAGAGCGCCGCCCUGCAGAACGCCAGCACUCGCUGCAACGGCCUGCUACCGCUGUGGGGACCCAACGUGCCCGAGUCGGCCUUCGCCAGCUGCCUGGCCCGACACACCACCUACCUGCAGGAGUGCACGGGCCACCGCGACAUCGGCUACCAGUGCACGGUGCACGACCUGAAGCUGCUGGCGUGGCGCUUCGCUCGCGGCCGCACGUUCCACGAUGACACGGGAGGCGGAGGUCCGCUCUCCAACAUGCAGCUGCUGCCGGCGCUGCUGCACAUGGCGCUCUACGUUAUGAACACCACCCGCAUGGCGGCCCGCGAGGCCAACGCCGUGGAAGAGUUCCUGUCCUGGGCGCCGGUCAAGCGCCUCGAGUCGGCCCACGAGGCGGAGGGCGCCCUCUACUACGCGACGCUCGCCCUGCUGGUCUGCCCGCCCGCCGAGUGGAGGCGCCGCCGCGUGGAGUUUCUGCGUCGCUUGCUGAUCACGGGACAGGCUCGGAGCGUGUCGGGCGGCGUGCAGCUGCAUGCGCUGUCGCCGGAGUGGCGCGUCCCGAGGCCCUGGGCCGACCUCAAGGCCUUCGCCGUGUUCGCCGCCCUCGUCGACCGGCUCUACGGGGUCAUGUUCAAGAACGUGUCGGCGGCCACCGCGGAGCAGUGGCCCGUGAAGCUGGCGGAGUACAUCCGAGUGAGCGACGAGGCGAACGCGAAGGCGGCCGAGCGAAUCGUGGCGACGCUGACCGACGAGCUCCUGCCCUGCACCUCCUUCGCCGAGUUCUGCGACGCGGCCGGCCUCCUCGAGGACAUCCCCGACCCCGACGCGUUCCUGUCCACUCUCUUCGACGAGCUCUGAGAGAGACCCUUCACCCCUCGCUCCUCACCCUUCGUGAGGCCGAAUCCUAAAUUGUCCGCGUGCUUAUAUUGUAUUCGAUUUUAUAUAAUAAACGUUUAGCUUUC
This is a messenger RNA of Pieris rapae (cabbage white), 15855 nucleotides long. RefSeq names its product E3 ubiquitin-protein ligase UBR4 (gene poe). NCBI's taxonomy places the organism in Eukaryota, Metazoa, Arthropoda, Insecta, Lepidoptera, Pieridae. Bases 2 to 15751 code for a protein of 5249 amino acids. Gene Ontology annotation, molecular function: zinc ion binding. The record is from RefSeq and is a predicted model, not a curated record. The transcript has 84 exons.